Molecule: messenger RNA, 1421 nt
Organism: Linum tenue
Lineage: Eukaryota; Viridiplantae; Streptophyta; Magnoliopsida; Malpighiales; Linaceae
Source: the annotation of a GenBank genome assembly
AUGCUGAAGGCUCUAGGCUUUUCUUCUCCUGAUGAAAUCAUAAGGGUUUCUUGUCUCACUUUAAUAAAACAGAAAAUAUAUAAAAUAACAAAUUGGUCUCAGCACUUCUACAAGUUUGAACUCCAGAAUUCAGGGUCACAAUCUGCUUCUGGUGGAGAAAGGUCAUUAUUCAGUGCAAUUGAACUAUACCAGCUUCGAUAUCCAUGUGGGCCAGUCUCGCUCAUUUUUUGUCACCAUGGAUCAGAAUGCAAAGUGCAUCCUGGAGCAUGGACCGCUGUUCUUGCAUCCCUGGAUAAUGCUGCAGCUCUUGUCCCGGAAGUGGUAUCUUGUGCAGAAGGUUCGGAUGAAGUUGCGCAGAAGAUCCUUGUCAAUGGGGUACAGGAAUUGGCAUUAAGUGCGAAGGCAGUUGUUUAACGGCUGCGGUGAAGUUUUUUUGCAGGCUGUGCAGAACAGAGUUACUAAAGACCAGAGUUGAAUGGGACACCUGUAGCUGGAGCCACGACCUUCCCGCUAUGAAGUUGUCAACAGUAAACCUCGACGCUUCAGCCGCACUCCUGAUGACCCUGUAACCCCGCCAUUUCACCCUCCGACCCGUCGGAGCUCCAGGACCCGUGUUCCCAUACUCGCCGUAGUACAGAGUAUCCAACGCAAAGUCCCGCGUCCCACUCGAGCCAUCCCGCCGGAUCAACCAGCGAGUCGAGGUACGUCCUCAUGAACACAACGCGGGAGUACUUCUCCAGGGCCUGCCCAAGAACGUCCUGAACGAACCGACCACCGGUUUCAGGUCCGCGGCAGCCAGGACCCGAGAGUUGUGGAUCGAGAUGCCCGUGUUCUCGUUCGUGUCGUCCUGCCCUGCGCCGUGAUCGUGAUCUUCUGGCUCUUCAUCGGCCGCCUCGCGUAGAUCAUGCAGUUCUGGAGGACGGCGGCGGCGUUGCCGAAGAUGAAGUCCACCGUGCCGUAGAUGUAGCACUCUCUGUAGAACUGGCGUUGGGAGUGGACGUAGAGCGUGUCCUGGUAGCCCUCGAUGCUGCAUUGGUAGAAUACCGACCGGUCGGAGUCCGAUCGGAGGGCCACCGCCUGGUGGUUCUGUGGACCGGCGGUGUUGCGGAAGGUGAUGCCGCGGGCGAUGAAUCCGGCGCCGUUCACCGCUGCAAUUGUGUGCGGGCGGAUGGGUUAGGUGACAGGGUUUUCUUAAUCCGAAGUGGAAGAGGAUUAUGUCACGGUCAGGUUUUUUCAUUCCAUUGACAUUUUGUAAUUAAUGUGUUUCGUGCUGCUCCAAUAAAAGACAUAAAUAUGUUUCUUGUUGAGUUAUAGAAAGGCAGUAGCCCAAGUACCUAAAACAUUAUUUGUUAAAUUCCUGUGGAAGUCUAAAUGUCUAAUCAUAACUUGUUUUCUUUUUAAAGAAAUGAAAGAGAUUAGGA